Marchantia polymorpha subsp. ruderalis is the source of this 1756-nucleotide messenger RNA. The record is from the annotation of a GenBank genome assembly. Lineage: Eukaryota; Viridiplantae; Streptophyta; Marchantiopsida; Marchantiales; Marchantiaceae.
AUGGCCCACAUGACAAACCUCUCACAUGCUCGUCUCGUCCUCUUUACGUUUGGCUCGACAGUCCUCUACAGAUACGGCCCCUCGCCCCUCCCCAUCUCCAGGUAUUCUGUUACACGGUUGUCUUCGGGUGCGGUCAACUACAGGCAUGGCAAUGUUCUCUCUCUCUCUCUCUCCCUCACGGGGUUUAGGGCAGGUCGUGUUAAGUUAAGAUGCUCGGCUGAUGUGAUGUUGUACUUGGAACUACCACCAACUACUUCCUACUUCCUCCUUCCCCCCUGCGGCUGUCGUUCUUCCCGGAGAGAUCAUCACGUAUUUCCGGCGCCAAAUCCUACCCACGCUUCGCCCGUGAUCCGGCCGCCUUCUUUGAGGCAUCGUCUGAGAGAGAGAGAGAGAGGGAACGUGCUGUCGAGUGUGAGAGUCAGAGCACGAAUUGCUCGCUCGCAGGUUGAUGACUUGCAUUUGCAUUAGGAUCGAUGCCUCGGUGGAAGAAUUUUCUCGAAGCGAGCAAUGGACAUGGUGCUCAGACGACACUUUACAGUGACCAGGCUCGUUGACUGGAGAAAGGUCGAAAGGCAAAUCGGGUCCGAGCUUUGGUCGAUAGUAAGUACUUUGAACAAGGCGACGACGAGGACCCAUUUUGCACGGAGGAGGUAAGAAGGUUUGAAGAGAAGAGACCGAACAAGAAAUCUCUGAUCUGCUCUUCGAGCCACACGCAAAGAAAUGUCGAUGAGGAGGGCUGGGGGCGUAAGCAUUGUAACAUCCCGAUCUGUAAGCUAUUAGACCAGGCCAUCUCUUUGUCAACGCCCCAGCAGAAAAGACUCCAUGUUGCCCAAAUCUCUACAAUUGAUCAUCGCCCGCCCUCGUCGGAAGAUACGAGUCAACUAUCUUGCAAAAACAAACCAACCAUCAUUGACAAUCCACAACAGAAAUGUUCUCAGGGCCGCCUCCAUCGUUAUCCAAAAUGGAACAGUGGGCAGCAGAAAGAAAAAUACAGAUCGAUAAAAUUUCAAAUAUUGACAGAUCCUGAAAUUUCGAGAACCACUCUUGGCGAUUGCGUUGAUAGUCGGCUUCAAUUGUGGGCCCAAGACGGGUCAGCUUAGAAAUGGAUAGGAUAGACAAAGUCCCACGAACCGGAUUACAACACCUCGUAUCAUACUUCGAGAUUCCGACGUGAGGGGCUUAAAACAACAGAUUAUCCCCAAAGGUGAUCCUGAAGGCGAGAAAUCGACGACCCUGCCUAUCCCUCAUUGAUCAUCCCACCGAAGAACCGAAAGAAGAAUCAACAUCAUUGCGUCACUUCUCUCUCUCUCUCUCUCUCUCUCUCUCUCUUUCUCAAAUUAGGAGCUGUAACAUACCUCACUGCUUCCGCACUCGAUGUUGCUCAUCGAGGACCAGGUUUCAAGAAGCUCAAUGCCAAGAUUGCGCAGUGUGAUUCCUCAGGCGAAGGUCGUUUCUUAAGCAGUUCGUGCGUAUGCUUUACAGGCAUGUGAAGUAUUGACUAAUACUAUCCGGAAAAUUCUCCAUUUCUCAUUUAAAGCCAUAAAGGUCGUUCGGCAACUUGGAGAUGUUGCGACGCCGAUUGGUUUCGUGUGUACAAAUCGAGGAGGCCAAGGCUUCGAAAUCUUGAGUUUGAAGGCCUCCACUCGGCAUGCAGCAUGUCGGGCGAUACUGUGUUAAGCCUUUAUGGUACACGCCUCGGACAAGCUGCCUCCGUUGAUGCUGUUCUUAGGUUGAAGGUGACGUUAUGAUGCGAGUA